Anoplophora glabripennis (Asian longhorned beetle) is the source of this 1503-nucleotide messenger RNA. RefSeq names its product 5-methylcytosine rRNA methyltransferase NSUN4. NCBI's taxonomy places the organism in Eukaryota, Metazoa, Arthropoda, Insecta, Coleoptera, Cerambycidae. The transcript has 4 exons. Gene Ontology annotation, biological process: rRNA methylation. Bases 10 to 1458 code for a protein of 482 amino acids. Gene Ontology annotation, molecular function: methyltransferase activity. The record is from RefSeq and is a predicted model, not a curated record. Gene Ontology annotation, cellular component: mitochondrial large ribosomal subunit.
UAAGAAAAAAUGUUAUCCUAUAGUAUACUAAAGCGACUUAAUAAAGAAAUUAAGCUAUUGGUUAGAUAUAAAAAUCCACCGGACCAUUGGUCUGUAUUAAGGAAGAAAAUACACCCAGUAGAUAAAGCACUCAACCAUUUUGAUGACUUCUAUAAACAAGUGUUUGAUAAACAAUGGUUAACAAUAAGAAAGGGUUUAUUGGGCACUCAAAAAUACGUAGCUAUAAUAAAUAAUUACGGCGAUAGCGAAGAAGCCAUGAGAAAAUUAGAACUUGGGGGUGCUAUAAACAUGAGAACUUUAUUUAACCUAGAAAAAGGUUAUAUUCAAGAAAAGUUAGAGAAGAGGAUGCAAAAGUCAAGAUUACAACAAAUAUUUGAUGUGGAUGAAAUGAUUGAGAAAGUAGUAGAAAACAAUACCAAAAAUGAAAUAACAAAUGCAGAAGUUCAUAAAAAACAAUUUUCUUUAGACAGUAGUUUGCAAAAUGCAGAGUAUGACACACGGCGUCUAGUAGAUUCAAAAAAUGCACUUUCUGCUGAAAUUCUGUAUGAAUUUGUACCUGCAACUAAAAUAAAGGGAAAAGAGGAUUUUAUACCUGAGUCAAGUCAUUACAAACUAUACGACAAUGAAUCACAAUUUGCUGUCAGCAUAGAAAAAGAAUAUGAUGUACAUUUUCCCGAGUUUUUAAAUAUAUAUUGCUACGAAGCUGAAAGCAAAAAUGAUUUUGAAUCCCCCAAAAAAGGCAGCACCGGUGUGUUAAACUAUUAUCUAAUGGAUGGAGGUUCUGUUCUACCAGUUUUGGCCCUGGAUCUUGAGCCUGGAAGUAAAAUGCUGGAUAUGUGUGCAGCUCCAGGCGGCAAAAGCUUAUUGGCUCUUCAAACCCUUUACCCUGAUUGUAUCGUUUCAAAUGAUAUAUCAUAUUCACGGCUAAAUAGAAUUGAAAAUGUAUACAAACAGUUUUUAUAUGAUUUUAAGGAAAAGUGGUUAAGUACUGAGCAUAUAAAAUUAACUAAUCGUGAUGGCCGGAUAAUUGUAGAGGAUAAUUUUGAUAGAAUUUUGGUUGAUGUUCCAUGUACGACGGAUAGACAUUCAUUACAUGAAAAUGAUAAUAAUAUUUUUAAACCGUCAAGAAUUAAAGAGCGGUUACAGAUACCGGAACUUCAGCGGCAACUAUUAUUUAAUGCUUUAAAAUUGGUUAAGAAAGGUGGUAUAGUUGUCUACUCAACAUGUUCACUGAGUCCAAUUCAGAAUGAUGGAGUUGUACACAUGGCAUUAAAACAGAUCUGGGAGGAGACUAACAUGGAAAUUGUUGUCAAGGAUUUAACACCAGCACUCCAACAGACGACAAAUGUCUUUAAAAUGGCUGAUAAGAAACUUUUGAAAUAUGGACAUUUAGUGUUGCCUAAUUUAGCUCAGAAUUAUGGUCCAACGUAUUUUUGUAAAUUGCAAAAAAUAAAGUAAUUUUACAAGUUUUAUACACUAAGAACAAUAAAAUGUAAAUAUGUA